CACACACCAAAGUCAUAAUAACAGGGCGGUCGCAUAGGCAGCGGCUGUGUGAAGCUGGGCUCAGGCAACAUGUACUACAAGUUCAGCGGUUUCACGCAGAAGUUGGCUGGAGCUUGGGCUUCGGAAGCCUAUAGUCCGCAGGGGUUAAAGCCAGUGGUUUCCACAGAAGCACCACCUAUCAUAUUCACCAAAGUCAUAAUAACAAAACUAGCAUAGUAAUGACCUAAAA
This is a messenger RNA of Microtus oregoni (creeping vole), 229 nucleotides long. RefSeq names its product cytochrome c oxidase subunit 7A-related protein, mitochondrial-like. Bases 70 to 216 code for a protein of 48 amino acids. The transcript has a single exon. The record is from RefSeq and is a predicted model, not a curated record. NCBI's taxonomy places the organism in Eukaryota, Metazoa, Chordata, Mammalia, Rodentia, Cricetidae.